AUGACUCAGCAAGUUGCCUGUACAACGCCGAUCGCCCAAACAAAAGCGUCAUUCCCAGCCUCCCUCAUUAUAUCCAACCACCGCAAUUUCAAGGGUUCUACGUUGCUUGACUCAGGUCUGCGUCUCUCACCGUCGACAUAUUUGCUAGCAUCCAUUCCUCAUCGGAACCAUAGCACAUACCAAGUGGAGCUGAGAGCAACAUUCUUUGGAGAUACAAAAUCCGGGGAUCAACCUUCGAGGAGUUCCGUCUUGAGCUGCGUGCUCUUGACAGCUCUAAUAUCUGCCCACUAUGCCUCCUGUCCAACUAGUGGGGACUUCCCCGGUAUUUCUCUUGAGUAUAUUGUCGGCAGAGAGAACCGGAUCGCAAGUCAUGAUCUUGAUACUACCGACGGCUCCGUUCUUCCAUCUCCAGCAGAGGUUGUCAAAGCCCUGACCCGCAGAGCAGACGCGGCGAAGACAUACGUCCCCGCAUUUGUCCUUGGCGGCAUCUGGUUCUUCUUCUGGGCAAAGAAUGGUGGAUUCGUCUGGAGAAAAGGCGACUGGGAUGAAUAUAAAUCUACCGUUCUGCGACGCAAAGGCCCCGACGGACGGACCCUCAGUAAUGCCACGAAGAGUACGAGACUGGGUGGGGGCAGUAUCGUUGGCAAAGGGUAUAGCGACGAUGGGUACACGGUUGCCGACGGAUACACAGACACCGCAACGACGAUCACCGAAAAGGAGGAGGGAGACCACAAGCGCAAGCGCAGAUUCCGGGAGACGGCUAAACAGAAGCUCAUGCGCAGACGCAAGGACGAGAACUGGGAGGGCGAAGCCGACGAAGACGUGCGUGCCUACCGCAAGGAGAAACCGGCCCGGAUCGGCGGCAUCAAUUGCGAGGGGGACGGAACCUACCACGGUAGUGACUACGACACCUCCAACCCACCCACCUCCUACAAUGCGAGCGAGAUGAGCGAGGUACGCGACUACGCCUACGAGCCCGCGCGUCAGGGCCGCAAUUUCUCUUUCACCCCCGGAAGCGAGGACGUCCUGAGUCAGACGGCGGAGGAGCGCCAACACCUCCGCGAGCCAUCAGCGAGACGACACAAUCGUCGCCGAGAGAGACGUCGUGCUCCCCCGACCACCUCAUCGCGCCAGGGCAGCCCGCGCAAACGAGACCAUCAGUCCGUGCCAGGUCAUUACACCGAGCCUCUGGAUUUCUCGUCAGCGGGCUCCAGAUCCGAGUAUCAAUACUCCAAUGUGGAAACGGAUGACGGAUCGGGGACCAAGCACUACCAUCAUCCCAUCCCAGGACUCAGCAAGGGAUACCGCCGUGAAGGCGGACGGAGCAGACGACGGGACAGUCUGAGCGACAGCGACGGCGACGAAACGCGGUACUCGUGA
This is a messenger RNA of Aspergillus novofumigatus IBT 16806, 1380 nucleotides long. RefSeq lists its product as uncharacterized. The transcript has 4 exons. The record is from RefSeq and is a predicted model, not a curated record. Lineage: Eukaryota; Fungi; Ascomycota; Eurotiomycetes; Eurotiales; Aspergillaceae. Bases 1 to 1380 code for a protein of 459 amino acids.